CCUGCACGGUGGCUAUUCGGCAUCUCGGUCCUUUGGAGACAAAGGACAUGGCAGGACUCAGCCCGGCUCAGGUCCACAAGUUUCAGGAAGAUGGCUUCCUCGUCCUGGAAGGGGUCUUUUGUCCUGAGGAGUGUGACAGGCUCAGGGCGCGGAUCUCGGAGAUGGUGGCGGGAAUGGAAGUCCCGAACCACUGCCGGACAGAAUUCUCCACGGACGAAGAGGAGCAGCUCCGGGCAGAGGGAAGUUCAGAAUAUUUCCUGACCAGUGGCGACAAAAUCAGAUUCUUCUUUGAGAAAGACGUGUUUGACAAGGAUGGCAACUUUAAGGUCCCCCAGGACAAGUCCAUCAACAAGAUCGGUCAUGCUCUGCAUGCCCAUGAUCCCAUCUUCAAGAAGAUCACCCACUCCCCCAAAGUCCAGGAGAUGGUCAGGAGCCUGGGGUUUGAGGAGCCUGUGGUGGUCCAGAGCAUGUACAUUUUCAAGCAACCAAAAGUUGGUGGCGAAGUGAUGCCACACCAGGAUGCCACCUUCCUCUACACGGAGCCACUGGGCCGCGUGAUGGGGGUCUGGAUUGCGCUGGAGGAUGCCACCCCGGAGAACGGCUGCCUCUUCUUCAUUCCGGGAUCCCACAAGAGUGGCAUCUCCCGGAGGAUGGUGCGGGCUCCUCCAGGUUCCGUGCCCUUUACCAGUUUCAUCGGCUCUGAGCCAGUUUACCAAGACAGCAGCUUUAUCGCCGCCCCCAUCCGGAAAGGUGGCCUCGUCCUGAUCCACGGCGAAGUUGUGCACAAGAGUGAGCUCAACCGCUCCUUGAACUCCCGCCACGCCUACACUUUCCAUCUCAUGGAGUCUAAGGGCACCAGCUGGAGUCAGGACAACUGGCUGCAGCCCACCCCUGAGUUGCCAUUCCCAGCGCUCUACAGCUAAGGCUCGGUGGCAGGACACGCUCCUCCUCCACCCGCCCGCCAGGAAAAGAGAGGGAUCCCUGGCCAGCCGGGCUGCGAGGCUCUCCGCUCCACCUUCUUUCUCUCCAACAUGCCUCCUCCCCCUCCACUCUUUCAUCUCCUAUUCUCCCCCUGCUUUCUGCCCAUUCCUCCUCCCCAUUAUCCCCUCACUCUCCUGGAAUUGUGACCCAUCAAGCCAGGGCUUGGCCUGGCCCAGGGAAGCCUGAAAUUCCCCCACCACCUCUGUUAAUAAA
This is a messenger RNA of Tachyglossus aculeatus (Australian echidna), 1194 nucleotides long. RefSeq names its product phytanoyl-CoA dioxygenase domain containing 1 (gene PHYHD1). The record is from RefSeq and is a predicted model, not a curated record. The transcript has 11 exons. Bases 48 to 923 code for a protein of 291 amino acids. Lineage: Eukaryota; Metazoa; Chordata; Mammalia; Monotremata; Tachyglossidae.